Molecule: messenger RNA, 2226 nt
Organism: Blumeria graminis f. sp. triticale
Lineage: Eukaryota; Fungi; Ascomycota; Leotiomycetes; Helotiales; Erysiphaceae
Source: the annotation of a GenBank genome assembly
AUGGUUUUAAACCGCCCAAAUCAGCGAUUUGCUAGCAGGAGUCGGGGCACUGGGAGCUUUGCAGGCCGUGGGGCGAAGUAUCGGGGUGAUUUACGCCAGGGCGGCCGGGAAGUCUCUCGGGGGCGCGCUCGUGGUCGCGGUCGAGGUCGAGGCACAGAGGCUCGCAAAAGACCUAAGUUUGACAGUGCACGCAUAUUGCUUCAAGAAAACGAUGUAAGCGAUGGUCCGUCCGAAAAUGAGGCAGAUGAUACACCUCAAAUCUUGGAAGUAGGGAGCGAUUUGGGCACUUCGGAGGAUGAGGAAGAUGAUGGACUUGAACCUGUAAAAUCAUACUCACUGCUCAUGCAAAGUCUAUCUGCCGAAAUACGUCCACAUAAGAAGAGAAGGAAAAUAGAACAUAAUUCAAACUUAGAAAGAACUCAUGGUGACGAAGAGGCUCUAGAUCCUGCGCAUGAUAUUGAUGAUGUUCAAGAGGCCGAAGAGGGCCCGGAAACCGCGACCAACGAUUUCAUAGAUGAUGAUGAUGUUAAUGAUACAGUCAUCAGUGAACUAGACCCUUUCGAAAGCCACUUUGCCAGUCCAGAUAAGUACAACAAAGUUCAAGAGCGGAAAUAUCUCGACGAAGAUGUAUGGCAGAUCCAGAAACUUGACCUUCCACAGCUCGGUAAAGCUACCUUUUGUCGGCCAAAACAAGAAUCAGCGGCGUAUCAAUUUCAACCGGUGACAGAGCUCAAAGGACUAUCAUUGAAGCCAAAGCUCCACAAGUCUAUACUAUCUAACCAGACACUAAAAUUUAAUAAAUUAGAGAUGAACCUUUCUCCAUUCAUCUACAACUACCAAGACAUACUAUAUUGUGAGCGAACUCAUCUGAACGCAGAAAACUUAAGACGCAUAGUCUGUUUACACUCUCUUAAUCAUCUAGCUAAGACGAGAGAUCGUGUCAUAAAAAAUAAUGCAAAAAUUGCUUCUGGUGACGGAAAGUUAGAUUUAGAAUUCCGAGAUCAAGGGUUCACUAGACCCAAGAUUCUCUUCCUUCUCCCCACCAGACACUCAUGCGUACGGAUGAUCAAGAUGAUCAUCUCACUAUGUGAACCGGAGCAACAAGAGAACCGCAAACGCUUCGAAGACUCCUACAUUGACAAAUCUGACAUUAUUUCCGAGAAAAAGCCAAGUGACUUCCGGGAAUUGUUUAAAGGUAACGAUGAUGAUUUAUUCCGUCUCGGAUUGAAGUUUACUAGAAAGACCGUCAAGUAUUUUUCACAGUUUUAUAACUCGGACAUGAUAUUUGCGAGCCCUCUGGGACUCCGUAUGGCAAUGCAGGGUAAAGAAGAUGGAAAGACUGAUUUCGACUUUUUGAGCUCUAUCGAGUUGGUCGUAGUCGAUCAAGCUGACGCGCUCUUGAUGCAGAACUGGGAGCAUGUCGAAUAUAUCUUUGAUCACUUAAAUCUACAACCUAAAGAAACCCAUGGCUGCGAUUUUAGCCGAGUGCGAAGCUGGUAUCUCGAUGAUAUGGCCAAGUAUUUUCGCCAAACCAUAACUCUAGCUGCCUUCAAUACCCCAGAGCUCAACACAUUAUUUUUCAACAAAUCACGAAAUUGGGCUGGCAAGGUCAAAAUAAAUCCAAUUUAUGAUGGUGCGAUACAGGGUCUAGGACUGAAAAUAAAGCAAACUUUUUCACGGCUAGAUUCGGCGUCUUUUUCCACAGAUCCAGACACACGCUUCAGCUAUUUCACUGCUGCAAUUAUGCCUUCAUUAUUACGUCGUAUCAAGGAUAGCCGCGGAACCCUGAUUUUUAUAUCCUCUUAUCUUGAUUUUGUGCGAGUCAGAAACUACUUUUCGACUUCUCAGACAACUAGUAAUGUCUCAUUUGGUAGUAUUUCCGAGUAUACACCCGGCCCAGAUAUUGCUCGGGCGCGUUCACACUUUUACAGUGGACGGCAUAGCGUGCUUCUCUAUACCGAACGAGCUCAUCAUUUCAGACGCUUUCAGAUACAAGGUGUCCAAAAGGUGAUCAUGUAUGGAUUGCCAGACAAUCCUCUAUUUUACAAGGAAAUAGUUGGUGGUUAUUUAGGCCGAAGUAUUCAGGAGGGGCUGAUACCAUGUGAGGCGGUCAGCACACGGAGUAUGUUUUCCAAAUGGGAUGUACUCAAACUUGAGCGAAUUGUGGGCACUAUGCGCACGGGAAAACUGUUGAGUGAAAAAGGAGAUACUUUCGACUUUGUUUAA